This is a messenger RNA of Caenorhabditis bovis, 2202 nucleotides long. Lineage: Eukaryota; Metazoa; Nematoda; Chromadorea; Rhabditida; Rhabditidae. The record is from the annotation of a GenBank genome assembly.
AUGAGCGAAAGUGUCUCCAACGAAAAUGAGAUCAAACCAUUGGGAAUUCCACCGAUUCGUAGUGACACUGAGCUGUUCCGUGCCGCAUUGUACACUAAUAUGCCGCAAGAGAACCAUCCGCUAAUCUACUCGGACCCCGAGCUCACACUUUCAAUGGAGUCACCCGAGCCGAUCGUCUCAGAAGCGCCAUCACCAGUUCCAGUUCUCGAUUCGGGAACCGUUAGCUAUGUACCAAGCAACGCAUCAGUUGACGAUAGCUCGAGACUCAAUCCAACCUCUGCAAAUCACGCAGCCCGUUUGAAGAGUGAAAUGGAAAUUCGCAACCAACACUAUCAGAAACAGAAACAAUAUGCGCCAAAGGAGCCAAAAAAGUUGCUUACCGACAUUGACUUUGAAGGAAUUCUCAAAAUUAUUGGAGGAUGCUCGUAUUGGCAGAUUAUCAUCUACUUGAUGAUUUCUGUGCAACAAGUGCCGCAUGCGAUGUUCAAUCUAUCAGUGGUUUAUAUGAUGUACCAGCCAGAUCAUUGGUGCAAGAUUCCAUUCUUCAACGAGGAGGCGUUUUCGGCGGAGACUGGCUUCACAAAUUAUACUUGGGAUCAAGUCCUUGGCUCUCAGAUUGCAUACCCAAGGGUCUUCAAUAAACAGCGAAAUCAUGAGCAUCACGAUCAAUGUCACUAUUAUCAACGGGAUUAUGUGCACAUUAAAUUGUCGCCAUGGUCAAAGGUUAAAGAUAUUAACAGCUCCGGCUCGAAGGUGGUGAGAUGCCAAGAGUGGGAGUAUGACAAGUCGGUAAUGCAAAAAACGGUGGUGACCGAGUGGAAUCGAGUUUGCGAUAACAAUUGGAGUCGUGCUCACGUCCAUAUGAGCUAUUCUCUCGGUUAUCUAGUUGGCUGCUUUGUUGGUGGUUUUGUUAGUGACAGAUAUGGCCGUAAAACAGCGAUUUACGGUUUUGGAUGUCUCACUCUAAUCUUCGGAUUUCUAUUAACUUAUUCUAGAGAGUUUGAAAUUUUCCUAGUUGUUAGGUUCUUGUUGGCAGCUUCAAAUGAGGCUGCAGAUUUGGCUGCAUACGUUCUUUGUAUGGAAAUCACUGGAGUCAAGUACCGUUCUUUGGUCGGCUCAUUGAUGCAAGCUCCUUGGGCUUGUGGUUACGCUUUUCUUGCUCUGAUUGCAUAUAUGACCAAAUCAUGGAUUGCAAUUCAUAUGAUCACCGUCGGGCUUCACCUCAUCGCUCUAAUCCUAAUUCAUUUCCUUCCGGAGUCUCCGAGAUGGCUAAUUCUUAAUAGUCGCGUCAAAGACGCGGAGAGAAUUAUUCGAAAAGCCUGCAGAUACAACAAUAGUCGACUUCCAAGUGAUUUGGGAAUUGUGCGUCACGCUGAAAAAAGAAAAUGGAUGAGACGAAAUGAGAAGCCGUCAUACUUUCACUUGUUUAGAUCAAAGGAGCUCACGUUUAGAAAUAUUGUUCUCUUUAUUAUCUGGACGGCUACAGCUCUAGUUUACUAUGGUAUCGUUAUUGCCUUGUCUGAUCAGUCAUCCCCAGGAAGGCGCGUAUUCGACGGAAACUUUUUCCUGAACAAUGCAAUAGCGGGUGCCAUUGAACUUCCGACACUUCUUCUAUGUGUGUUCCUUUUAAAAAUGGGAAGAAAACGUUCUCAAAUGCUCGUCCUUUUUGGUUCUGGAAUUCUUCUUUUAACUUCGGUUCUUAUGGUUUACUCAGAAAGGACAAUGAUGUCUCUGGUAUUCAUGCUUCUAGCAAAAGCAUGUAUUCAAGGAUCGUUCAACAUUCUUUAUAUCUUCACAUCCGAGCUCAAUCCCACUGUGGUUAGAAAUAGCGCUGUUGGAAUUUCAUCAAUGAUUGCUCGAAUGGGAGCUGGAGCAGCUGGUUACAUUGCCAUUCUCUCCGAUGUGACACUUCCACUGGUGCCAAUGAUUAUUUUCUCAAUUUUUUCGCUCAUCGCUGGAGCUCUUGUCGUUUUCCUUCCCGAAACGCAAGGACUUCCAUUGCCGGAAACUAUUUGGGAUGCGGUGACAAUUAUCCGCUUGAAGAACAAACCAUGUGGCACUCUGACCGGAACAUUCGUCAAACCGAGCGACGAAGAUGAACAACCCUAUGGACCCGAGGUCAGCAAGACGGACUCAUCGGACUCGGAAGAUAAGACGAAUUACGAGAAAUUUGAGAACAGCGUCGAAGAAGCGAAACCAUAA